This is a messenger RNA of Moneuplotes crassus, 1893 nucleotides long. The record is from the annotation of a GenBank genome assembly. NCBI's taxonomy places the organism in Eukaryota, Ciliophora, Spirotrichea, Euplotida, Euplotidae.
AUGGGAUUUCUUACCAUAACUUCUCAAACUCUCAGUUGGGAAGAAGCUAAAAAAAUACAAGAAACUAUUAAAUCGUAUGGAGUGCUGCAAGCUAUUAAGCUGUACUCUACUUUUAAGGAUCUUCAGAAAGAUCUAGAGGAGCUUUCGUGGGGUGAAGAGGCCGAGUAUCAUAUAUGUAAGAACCUAUGCAAGGAAGAGAAGACCAUGGUAGUUUCUGGUGGCUAUAAAAUAAUCCAAGAAAUAGUCAAUCAACUUGAUCAAGAUGAUUUUGAAUAUCAUGAUGAGUUUGGCUCUUACAUGGUAGAAGCGAUCCCAAAGGAACCAUAUUCCUUAUAUGAUUGACACAGUCCAGCCCAGGCAUAUGAAUCUCUUUAUAACAGGAGAAAAUUGAUAAAUGAUGAGCUUUCCAAGGAGGAAAUGUUCUUAUCAUCUGUCUCUAGCUGGCCACGCCUUGGAGUUGAUGAUUUCUUUUGUAAAAUUAAAGAUGGCUUAUCUGAUGUUAAUGACUAUCCAAAUACUUUAGACACUGAAAAAUUUAGUAUUCACAAUAGCGAACUUACAAGCGAUCAUCCAAGAUUUCCAGCCAUGAUUGAUUCAAUUAGGCUUCGAAGGGGAGGAAAGUAUGGCUUGAAUGUGCCUUUGUUUCAAGAAGAUGGCACUGCUUGAGAAGAGGUUGAAGAGACCAAAACCCCAAAAGAAAUUCAUCUUGAUUCGCUUCAUUAUGGACUUGGAGCAAUAUGUUUGCAAGUUACUUUCGAAGCCCAAAAUAUCAACCAUGCUAGAUAUCUCCACGACUCUUUCAUCUCACUUGGACCAAUCAUCGGAGCUUUAGGAGCUAACGCACCAAUAUAUAAAGGGCAGCUCUCAGGUUGGGAUUUCAGGUGGAAUGUGAUUGCUGGACUCGCAGAUUCAAGGAAUUCUGAAGAGCUUAAUCCAGAUUCUGAAAAAUUCGUUCCUUGCUCCAGGUUUUGAUCAAAUAAUCAUUAUAUUUCAGAGCACCCCAAUUUUUCUGGAAAAAGAAUAAAUAAUGGAGAAAAGAUCGAAAUCAACCAAGAUUGGUAUGAAAGCUUCAAAGAUUCAGGAAUGAGUGAUAGAUUAGCUUACCACUUUGCAUCUUUGUUCUCUCAUGAUGCUUUGAUAAUUUACGAAGAUAGGAUCAAAUAUGAUUCAAGUAGCACUGAGCACUUUGAGAAUCUAAAUAGCACAAAUUGGAACUCAGUGAGGCUCAAGCCUCCUCCAUCUUAUGACUCUCAAAUCGGGUGGAGAGUUGAGUUCAGACCUCUAGACAUUCAGAUUACUGAUUUUGAGAAUGGAGCAUAUGUUGCCUUGUUGAAUCUGCUUACCAGAGUGAUCAAUGACUUCGAUAUUGAUUUCUCCCUUCCAAUAUCUCUUUCCAAUAUCAACAUGGAGAGAGCUCACCAAGUUGAUGCUGUGACUAAACAGAAGUUCUGGUGGAGGACAAAUAUCGUGAAGGAGGACUCUGAUUAUACAACCAACCCUGCCAAAGAAUCAGGGUGGGCCUUCUUCAGUGAGCCUGGUUUUGACAACUUUGAUUCUUCUUGAUUUAAAGAGAUGACGAUUUCUGAGAUACUUGAGGGAAGCGAAGGCUUAUCUUACAAGGGAAUUUUUCCUUUAAUCGAAGAAUAUAUAUCCCUAAAUAAAUUCCAUUCAAAAGAUAUGACUUACUGUCAGAAAAUGCUAUCAUUUUUAAGCCAAAGAGGAUCGGGUAAAAUCACAACGGGAGCUAGAUUCCAGAGGGACUUUGUUUUAAACCAUCCAAAUUAUAACCAAGACUCACUGGUAACAGAUAAAAUCCAAUACGAUUUGAUCAAAGAAACAUCAUUGCUCGCAUCAAACCAGAAAUGGGACGAAAAUCUCCUUGGUCUAUUCUAA